Molecule: messenger RNA, 1435 nt
Organism: Camellia sinensis
Lineage: Eukaryota; Viridiplantae; Streptophyta; Magnoliopsida; Ericales; Theaceae
Source: RefSeq, a predicted model, not a curated record
AUGAGAGAGAGAGAGAGAGAGAGAGAGAGAUCCUCUUUCCUGGAAAUUGUAAGCUAUUAAUGAAUUGAGAUGCUGUACUUGGACUAUUCUAUAACCCUUCUGAUUUGUGGAAUAACGGAUAAAUAGCCACCUAUCGCCCCUUUACAAACACUAGAGCUUUGGGAUCUCAUUUGAAAAAGAAAGGAGAGAGAGAGAGAGAGAGAGAGAGAACAAGGAUGGUGAGAGCUCCUUGUUGUGAGAAGACGGGACUGAAGAAAGGGCCAUGGACACCUCAAGAAGAUCAAAUUUUGACCUCUUACAUUCAACAACAUGGCCAUAACAAUUGGCGAGCUCUUCCAAAACAAGCUGGUUUAUUGAGAUGUGGAAAAAGUUGCAGACUGAGGUGGACAAACUACUUAAGACCAGAUAUUAAGAGAGGAAAUUUCAGUAAAGAAGAGGAAGAGACUAUCAUCAACUGGCAUGAAAUGCUUGGGAAUAGGUGUGUGUCCAUAUGGUCUGCGAUUGCAGCAAGAUUACCGGGCCGGACUGACAACGAGAUAAAAAAUGUGUGGCACACCUACUUGAAGAAAAGGCCAAAAAAUUAUCACACUACUUCAAACAACAAAGAACAAUCAAUCACCGUGCCCAAAUUUGAUUCCAAUGCUUCAAUUGAAUCCAAAUCAAUGAAAUUUCACAUCCCUACUCACCCGCGGAAUGAGAGUCCAGGGUGUGCACCUAGUUCUCCACAACAAUCAUAUAGUGAACUCUCAUCGGUCACAGACCUAGCCGGGUUACCAAACAACAUGGUCAUUAAGAAUGAAUCCGAAACAUUUUCCCAAGUCGAUGAAAGUUUUUGGUCUAAAAAAUUAUCAGCUGAGAAAUCGAACAUGAAAUCAGAUUUUUCGAGCAAUGGUGAUGAGUUACAAUUUUUAGUUUCAUCGAUUCCGGCUGCAACCGCUACUAAUAGCACUAUGGAACAUGGCAAUAACAAGUGUAGUUUCAACAUUGAUGAUGACAUGGACUUUUGGUAUAAUCUUCUCAUCAGGACAGGUGGUCAUUUACCAGAAUUACCAGAAUUUUGAUCAAUUUUUUGGUAAAAAAUUGAAUUUAUUGGUAGAUUUCGUCGUUAACAUGCAGGGAGGGGAUAGAAAAUUCCAAAGUAUGAUAAAGUUUCCAAAGUCCAAAAGCAAGAAUCCUUUAGUCAUUGACUAAGAAAAAAAAAAAAAAGGAAAAAAAGCAGAAGUCUUUGGUAGUGAGGAUUGUUUUUGUACUAGUGAUUUGAAGUGCCAAAAGGAUAUACAUAAGUAUUGACCUGACCAAUAUUUUGUAUAUGUUAGUGUACAGUAUGUCAUUCUCUGAGACUCUUGUAAAAAUAAGUUUUUGUGUGCAAUGUAGAAACUGUUUAAAUUUUAUUUGAUUUUAAGGGAGAUAAUGGAACUUGAUUCGAUUGUAUAAA